Messenger RNA from Trypanosoma grayi, 2859 nucleotides. Its product is annotated as tubulin-tyrosine ligase-like protein. Gene Ontology annotation, biological process: microtubule cytoskeleton organization; protein polyglutamylation. The coding region runs from base 1 to 2859 and encodes 952 amino acids. Lineage: Eukaryota; Euglenozoa; Kinetoplastea; Trypanosomatida; Trypanosomatidae. Gene Ontology annotation, molecular function: tubulin binding; tubulin-glutamic acid ligase activity. The record is from RefSeq and is a predicted model, not a curated record. The transcript has a single exon. Gene Ontology annotation, cellular component: cilium.
AUGGCGGAACCCGUGAUAGCGAAACCGCGGAGGUCGACGGCAGCAGCAGUUUUAGGUGUCGAAACGCUGUCGGCAUUCAUGCUGACGCGUGAGGAAACCGCAACAACAGCUGCCAGCACGUCUGUCUCCGCUGGUGCAGUUCCAACAACCCACGUUCUGCGAGAUGACGCUCCGGCCUCGGUGGUGCUGUCACGCUGGAGUGGCAGCCUGAGUCCAGGAAAGCUUCAGCAGAGCCUAAGAACGGAAUCCAACGACCUGAAGGACGAUAAAGGUGGAGAGACGGGAAGAGAAUGCUCCACCGAGCGUCGUCAGCGAAACGUAGUGGUUCAGCACAGCCCUAUCAAGGCAGAUAGUGGAAGCCAUCACAGGCGCACGACCCGCGCAAACCUGCCUAAUGGAAAUGCGCCGUAUCUCUCCCCUCCAGUGUCGGGAAUGCGCGAGACGUCUCUGAUGCCCCACAGCGCGGCGAAGCAGCCGUUUUUUUCUAACAUGAUACACCGCGCCGAAAACGUGCAGCUGCAUCGACUUUGUGAAGGGUUAUUUGCUGACUCGCAAAAAAAAGGCGACAAGAAUGGUGGUAGAUGUACAGCGAGGCGGCGCUUUCAAAAGAACAAUGUAGAAGUAGACUUGGAAGGUGAUGGGGGGAAGGAUGCUGCCCCCACCACUACCCUUCACUCCCCUCUGUCGUUGCUGCGGCUGAUAGACCUCGAGCGCCCCAACAGCAAGGGCGGGCAGCUGAGCGUUCGCCCCAGUGCCGCCAGGACAAAGCAUGCGCGGGUGCAGCACAAGGUGGUGAAUCUCUCUCUCUGCAAGUACCCCCUUCUCCGCGCCAUCGCCGAGGAGAAAGGGUUCAAGACACAAGAGUCAGAGGAGGAGUUGGAGAAGAAUCAGUUCAACCUUGUAUGGUCCGAUACCGUGCUCCCACUCACACGUCUGGUACGGUUGGCGAGCUGGCAACGCACCAAUCACUUCCCUGCCAUGCACCUGUUGUGUCGUAAAGGGCAUUUGGGCAUCACGCUUGGCCGGAUGCGGAAGUUGUUUCCCACGCAUUACACAUUCUACCCGCGGACGUGGUCACUGCGUAGUGAGCGGCACCAGUUCCAACGUUUUAUGAUGGCACUGCGAAACAAGAAGGUGCCGAAGUUUUUUAUCAUGAAGCCGAACGCGGGGUGCCAAGGAAGAGGCAUACUUAUCACACGGGACCCGCUGAAUGCGGUGGAUGACGUCGACAAUUAUAUUGUGCAAGAGUACAUCGCAAGGCCGAUUCUACUCGAGGAGCGCAAGUUCGAUCUCCGCGUGUACGUUCUGCUAACGUCUAUUCGCGCACCAUCCAUAUUUCUUUUCAAUGACGGACUCGUUCGUCUCUGUGCAGAACCGUACGAAAAGCCAACCGAUAGCAAUGCUCGCAAUACAUGUAAGCACCUAACAAACUACGCCGUCAACAAGCAUAGCCCAGAGUACGUGUUUAACGACAAUGCUGACAGUGGCAAUGUUGGCAACAAGCGCAAUUUUAAAUUCCUGAAUGAAUGGCUAGAUUCCUCGGGAAACUCCUCGGAGGUCUUCUGGUCGCGCGUCGCACAUGUCAUAUGCAAGACCAUUCUUGUUGCGCAACCACAGAUUGCCAACGUCUACAACUCAUGCUUUCCGCGGCAGAAUGACGGCUACAACUGCUUCGAAGUUCUCGGCUUCGACAUUCUCAUCGACCACCAGAUGAAACCCUGGUUGAUGGAAGUAAACCACACGCCGUCGUUCGCCACCGAUACUCCACUUGACUAUGAAAUCAAGCAUGCCCUCCUCGAGGAGGUGUUGGAUAUCAUUGAUGUUCGAGCGACAGAUCGGAGACGCGGCGAGAAGAAGGAACGAGAAGAAUUUGUGCAGCGUGUGAUGCGGAAGCCGGUAGGCAUGGCAGCAUCGGCGCACAGGGGUGGUGGUGGUGGUGGUGGUGCCUCUGAAGUGAUGAGCUCAUCACCCAGCACCUCUUCCUUGUUCCAGGUGCAGCAACCAUACAUGUCGACAACUGGAAGCAUGGGAACACUGGAGCAGGCGGCAGAGUUUGCAAAGUUAAUUGAGGAGCGCCGCGCCCACGAGGAUUCAAAGCUUUGCGGCUUCAGGCGCAUAUAUCCCACCCAGGAUGCGGAGCACCAGCUCGUGUAUGACGCUGUCCUUUCCCAGGCCUGUGCUCAGUGCACGUCACCACAGCCGAGUUGGAUGAGCUCGCCCACGCCCUCUUCACCUCAGGUCUCUGAUGAGCGCCACCGUCGCAUGGACAACACGCCAGGGAGCUUCGCCCUGCCGCAGCGUCUCCCGACAUCAGCGGCGUCAACCGAUGCAGGGGUGGCAAUAUCAUCACCCCACAACAGCUCGGUCACAUCCAAUCUCUCCAGGGGGAUGCAGAUGCAGAAACUCCGUGAAGAAAUGACGCACAGUCGGCGCAACGGCAAACCGGCGCCGCGGGUGAGGCCCGUCGUCAGCAGCGCCGUCCGCGAGCGGAGCGGAGGCGCCACGGGCCACGACAACAGCUACACUGUGGAGGUGCCGCCACCGCCGCCGCCGCCACAACUCUCCUCGUCUUCAGUUCAUGCAGGAGCUGUAGAGCCGGCACCGGAGCAGAAGCGCCCGAUCCUCGAGCGUCUGUGUAUUCUGCCGGAUGCAGACAACCAGCCACCGAAGGUACACGUUAUCGUUGCGAAGCUGACGCCUGUUAGCACGAAGCCCGCACCACCCGAUCACUCAACCUCCACGGCAGAGCGCAUUGAGGAGCUGCGAAACCUUCAGGAGCAGCUUGAACACGAAGCGGAAUGUGAGUUGUCGCAACUGCAAGGUAGCGAUGGUGAAGAUUCAUUCACAUUGGGUGAAUAA